AUGAUCGAGCUGCUCCCGCACAGCAGCGAAUGCUUCUUCGAGGACCUGCACAACGGCGACCAAAUGACGCUCACGUACCAGGUGGGAGGUGGUGGACAUCUCGACAUCGAUGUUGUGUUGUACGAUCCCAAGUCGCGCGCUCUCUUCAAGCAGGACCGCAAAGAUACGGGCACCUACUCUUUCACGGCUCAGGACGACGGCCGAUACUCGUACUGCUUCUCCAACGAGUUCAGCACCGUUUCGGAUAAGACGGUCAGCUUCAAUGUGCACGGCAUCAUCUAUGUCCCCGACGAGGGAGAUAUGCUCCCCAUCGAACGCGAAAUCAGAGACCUCGCGGCGGGCCUCCAGGCUGUCAAAGACGAACAGGAGUACCUGGUCAUUCGUGAACGCGUACACAGGAACACUGCGGAAAGCACAAACACGCGCGUCAAGUGGUGGUCCAUCAUCCAGGGCUUCAUCCUCAUCGCCGUAUGCUCGUGCCAGGUCUACUUUGUCAAGCGCCAGUUCGAAGUGCGUCGUGUCGUCUAG
Moesziomyces antarcticus is the source of this 528-nucleotide messenger RNA. RefSeq names its product supeRNAtant protein factor, C-terminal domain-containing protein. The transcript has 2 exons. The record is from RefSeq and is a predicted model, not a curated record. The coding region runs from base 1 to 528 and encodes 175 amino acids. Lineage: Eukaryota; Fungi; Basidiomycota; Ustilaginomycetes; Ustilaginales; Ustilaginaceae. Gene Ontology annotation, biological process: endoplasmic reticulum to Golgi vesicle-mediated transport; intracellular protein transport; protein retention in ER lumen. Gene Ontology annotation, cellular component: endoplasmic reticulum-Golgi intermediate compartment; COPII-coated ER to Golgi transport vesicle; Golgi apparatus.